Cryptotermes secundus is the source of this 1969-nucleotide messenger RNA. RefSeq names its product dihydrofolate reductase-like. The transcript has 3 exons. Gene Ontology annotation, biological process: folic acid metabolic process; glycine biosynthetic process; tetrahydrofolate biosynthetic process. The record is from RefSeq and is a predicted model, not a curated record. Gene Ontology annotation, cellular component: mitochondrion. Bases 303 to 665 code for a protein of 120 amino acids. Lineage: Eukaryota; Metazoa; Arthropoda; Insecta; Blattodea; Kalotermitidae. Gene Ontology annotation, molecular function: dihydrofolate reductase activity; NADP binding.
CUGUUAUUUUAUACUGAGACAUUUGAUUUAUUUAUGUAACAGUGCUAUUCCAGCCACUUGUGUUCAUUAGAGUUUAUAGCUUGGGUAAGAGAUUGAUGAAUUGGAAGGAAGUGGUGUUAUCAUAACUUAAGAUGCCUCUGUAUUUGCUUGGAGAGACUGAGAAAAAGCAUAGACUACCUCAAUUAUGAUAGCUCAGUUGUAGUUCAAGAUUUUAAUCCAGAUCCACUGAAAUUGACGGAGGAACACUAAACAUUCAACUAUCAUGUUACAUAGAAUGCAUUUAGUAUUCCUCUUACUAGUAUAUGUUUUGCCUGUGUAGGAUUCUGGGGCCAAAUGUGCUGGUGUGUAGCUCAUUGGAAACUGCUCUUCAGAGACUGCAGGAGCCCCCACUUGCAGAAACUGUAGAGUCAGCAUGGAUUAUAGGGGGCAGUUCAGUAUACAAGGAAGCAAUGGCUUUACCUCAGUGCUCCCGUAUUUACCUGACAAAAAUCUUCAGGACUUUCAAAUGUGAUACAUACCUUCCCAGGGUUCCAGAAGACUCUUUCAAGCGUAUAAAAGAUCCAGAUGUCCCUGAUCAGGUGCAGGAAGAGAAUGGUCUCUUUUAUGAGUACCAGGUCUAUGAAAGGCAAGAAGAUGGCCCAUUAAAACAUGGAACUGAACUCUAGAAGGCAAAAAUAUUGCAUGUGUAGAAAAAGAGCAGCAGUUGCUUCAGAAUGAGAAGUAACAGGAAGAAGAGACACAGUAAAACUGGGAAAAGGAAUGAAGUGUAGGUUAUGAAGCAGGAGACUAAAUAAAAAUGUGUGCGUACAUGUAUAGUAUUGUCAUGUGUUAGUGACUAGACUUGGGGUUUGGAUUGGUAACUGGAUUUAUUGAACACUUAUAACUUGUAACUACAAGUAACUGAAACACUUUCACCGAUCUAUACACACUCUGUGGGUCACUACUUUAAACACCGAGUCUUCUGUCUUUCUUAGUCAGUGCUACGUGACAGAUGGUAACAGUGGGACUCAGGACCCUUAACUGCCAGCUCUGGUCUUUGCCGUCACAGUCAUUCCUGCCAGAAGUCAAAGUUACUUUACAACUGGCUGUUUACCACCAAUAAGUGCCUCUUGACGCCUAGCCCCUUGAGACUUAACGACCAGAGAUUUUUCAGCUGAACUAUCACAGUCAUAGUCCUUAUGUAACAUCCUCUUUGACGAGAAGCUGGGUGUGUCUCUUAUGAAUGUGCUUGGUCUUUUGUCAGUUGUACGUAUCACACGUAUAACAUGUUAUUGAAAAUUCUCCCUUUGCACUAUAUGCAAGUCCUCUGUCAGUCCAGGCUGUAACCGUUCUUCUUCACCUCCAGCUGUACGUUGUGCUCCACUUAUCCCUGACUUCUUGCCACUAUGUUGAUUGACACUCGUGGCUGCCUUUUCUUCGCAGAAAGCUUACACCACAUGUUGGUCACCACUCGAGACUGUCUUUUACCCGACUUUAUGGCACAUAUAAGUUCCUUUACAUGUAUGAUUAUUAGAUGUCCCACAAGUAGGGAGAGUUCUAGGAAGCUGGGUUUGACUUUCUAAUGGGUAGAGGUGAGUUCUCAUCUAGGGUCGUACGGGCCUGGCUCGAGCAGGGCAGGAAGAUCCUUAUGAUACAAUCACAUACACUUCAAGACUUUUGCACUUCCAUAAUUAUUUAAUUAACUUCAGCUCACUGAACACAAUGUAAACUCAAAUAGUUACACUUAUUUGGAUUGGGCUUGUAAUACUUCUAGUGAAGUGACAUAGUUGUGUUUUUGUGUCUGACUUGGCCAAAAGUUGAAUGUAGACUGCCUGAGGUAGAAUCAUCUCUCUCCGAACCCUGAGGUCCAUGAACCACAGACUCCAAGAGAAAUCCACUCCUCCAACAUGUGCCAUUGGUUUAGUUUGAAAACUAGGAGGUUCCCUAAAUUUGUGAAUUCCCAAUCAUGUUGCUUUGCUAUGUGAUUCUA